GACCGAUUGCGAACCAACCCGAACCGACUCUGUUGGAAAAUAAGAUUGAAGCUAGUGUUAGUUGAUUGAAUCCUUCAGUUGUCGAAGCCGCUCUCUCCUCUCUGCAGCCAUAUCUGGAAAUAUGCAGGCAAGUGAUAGGUUUAACAUCAAUUCACAGCUUGAACAUCUUCAAGCUAAGUAUGUUGGCACUGGCCACGCCGAUUUGAACAGAUUUGAAUGGGCAGUGAAUAUUCAGAGAGAUAGUUAUGCGUCAUAUAUGGGACAUUAUCCCAUGAUGGCUUACUUUGCUAUUGCUGAGAACGAAUCCAUCGGUCGAGAACGUUACAAUUUUAUGCAGAAAAUGCUUUUGCCUUGUGGUCUACCUCCUGAAAGGGAAGAUGAUUGAGAGAAGCCUUCUCCUUUCCUUGUGCAAGAGAGGUCUUCUACUUCAGACUUAAUAUCGUGUCCGAUUCAUGUAUACUUGAAACAUCAAUUACCUUUUAUGACCAUGAUGAGAACUGAAUUUAUGGUCUCAGUUUGUUCUAGUAGACUUUGUAAACUUCAACCUGUUCUGACAGGUGGUUUCAGAUUUUGGUAGUAUUAAAUUUGUCGAAUUAGUAGUACUGUAACCCAUCAUGCAGCCUAGAUAAUGGAAGUGUUUUUUUGUUGCGGGUA
Molecule: messenger RNA, 654 nt
Organism: Mercurialis annua (annual mercury)
Lineage: Eukaryota; Viridiplantae; Streptophyta; Magnoliopsida; Malpighiales; Euphorbiaceae
Exons: 4
Coding region: 122-385 (87 amino acids)
Biological process (GO): mRNA splicing, via spliceosome
Cellular component (GO): U2 snRNP; precatalytic spliceosome
Source: RefSeq, a predicted model, not a curated record